GUACCUCAGGAACAAAGGGAUCCGAUGUCCAACGGCAGCUCCAUCACCCACUUCCUCCUGCUGGAAUUCGCAGAGACGGGGGAGCUGCAGCUCUUGCACUUCUGCCUCUUCCUGGGCAUCUACCUGGCUGCCCUCCUGGGCAAUGGCCUCAUCAUCACUGCCAUAGCCUGUGACCACCGCCUCCACACCCCCAUGUACUUCUUCCUCCUCAACCUCUCCCUCCUUGACCUGGGUGCCAUCUCCACCACUCUGCCCAAAGCCAUGGCCAACUCCCUCUGGGACACCAGGACCAUCUCCUACUCGGGAUGUGUUACACAAGUCUUCGUGUUUGUCACCUUCAUCUCAGCAGAGUUUUAUCUUCUGACAGUCAUGGCCUAUGACCGCUACGUUGCCAUCUGCAAAUCCCUGCACUAUGGGUCCCUCCUGGGCAGCAGAGCUUGUGUCCACAUGGCAGCAGCUGCCUGGGGCAGUGGCAUUCUCUAUGCUCUUCUGCACACAGCUAAUACAUUUUCAAUACCUCUCUGCCAAGGCAAUGGCCUAAACCAAUUCUUUUGUGAAAUCGCCCAGAUCCUCAAGCUCUCCUGCUCAGACUCAGACUACCUCAAGGAAGUUGGGCUUAUUCUACUCAGUGCCUGUUUAGUCUUCGCAUGUUUUGUUUUCAUUGUGGUGUCCUAUGUGCAGAUCUUCAGGGCUGUGCUGAGGAUGCCCUCGCAGCAGGGACAGCACAAAGCCUUUUCCACGUGCCUCCCUCAGCUGGCCGUGGUCUCCUUAUUUGUCAGCACUGGCAUAUUUGCCCACCUGAAGCCCCCCUCCAUCUCCUCUCCAUUUCUAGACCUAGUGGUGUCACUGCUGUACUCGGUGGUGCCUCCAGCAGUGAACCCCCUCAUCUACAGCAUGAGGAACCAGGAGCUCAAGGGUGCCUUGAGGAAACAGACCCAAUGGAUCCUGCACCAUCAACAGUAA
Chroicocephalus ridibundus (black-headed gull) is the source of this 963-nucleotide messenger RNA. RefSeq names its product olfactory receptor 14A16-like. The transcript has a single exon. NCBI's taxonomy places the organism in Eukaryota, Metazoa, Chordata, Aves, Charadriiformes, Laridae. Gene Ontology annotation, molecular function: odorant binding; olfactory receptor activity; G protein-coupled receptor activity. The record is from RefSeq and is a predicted model, not a curated record. Gene Ontology annotation, biological process: G protein-coupled receptor signaling pathway. The coding region runs from base 25 to 963 and encodes 312 amino acids. Gene Ontology annotation, cellular component: membrane.